Molecule: messenger RNA, 1128 nt
Organism: Zophobas morio
Lineage: Eukaryota; Metazoa; Arthropoda; Insecta; Coleoptera; Tenebrionidae
Exons: 4
Coding region: 37-1092 (351 amino acids)
Source: RefSeq, a predicted model, not a curated record
CUCUCCCAGACUCUAGUCUCCGCUUUCUCAUCGAAGAUGUCUCUCAAACUCCUCCUCUUCAUAGGCCUUGUGGCCUUAGCAGCCACUGAAGCUCACCACCUCUUAAAAAAACUACACGACAAAGACCUAACAUCUCCAUUCUUCACGAAAACCCCCGAUCGAGCUGUCAACCAUCUUCGAAAGCGCAGAGAUGCCGAAGAAACCGCAGACGAGUCCGAAGAAAUCACCGAUGAGGAAGCGGCGCAAUUAGUCAGGUUCUUCGUGGGAGCAGCUUGGGCGGGAAACAAGGUUGAGAUUCUCGGAGGGUUCUUGGAGGAGAUGAGUGACAGCGCUACUAACCUCACUAUCGUUGGAUGGCAGAGGGUGCUCGACGAGGCUGGAAAGGUCCAAGAGCUUCGAACCAUCCAGCUGGUUAUUCCUCCGAAACCCGAAGACGAAGAUGCUCCUACGAACAUAGUGGACGACGACGACGAUGACGAAGAGGAUGACGAUAGGCUUUUGCCCCACAAAGAACUCAAAGAGAUCAAGGAGAUCUUUGGGCCGAUGUCGCUGAUAGGGAUUCCUUUGAGUAUAACCAUGGAGGAAUUCGAUGACGAAGGCAACGAGAAGCUUUUGAUCUACUUGGACAAAGAUGAAUUGUAUGGACGGGCUGAAAACUUUGCUCUUUACAACAAGACGACAGUUGCUUCUGCCCAAGAAGUGUCUGAUUUCAUCACAAGUCUAAAACCUGCAAAUUUAGGGAAACCUUCUGUUCUGAAAUACGACGUCGAUGGUAACUUUAUCGCUGACCAAAGCCACAUCAGGCCUCACAUUUUGGGAAUGGUAAUGGACCACUAUGAAGCCCCCGACAAAAUUCUAAACGAAGGUCCUGAAAUCAUUGCCCAAAUCUCUCAACAGUAUCACCAAUCAGAGAUCCCCAAACAACUGAGCAUUCACUACAACAAAGCCUACCCCGAAUACAAAUGGCGCGUUUUGGUAGACCCCGAAAACUACUACGUCACAAGGGACGUGGAAAUCACCCUCACUUACGACAAUUUCGACCUAGACGAAAGCAGCGACAUCAGUUACCUUGUGUACGGUGUUAAAAAAUAAUUUCCAAAUAUCCACCCCAAUAAAAACUAAACCAGA